Suncus etruscus (white-toothed pygmy shrew) is the source of this 448-nucleotide messenger RNA. RefSeq names its product 40S ribosomal protein S17. Lineage: Eukaryota; Metazoa; Chordata; Mammalia; Eulipotyphla; Soricidae. Gene Ontology annotation, cellular component: ribosome. The record is from RefSeq and is a predicted model, not a curated record. Gene Ontology annotation, molecular function: structural constituent of ribosome. Gene Ontology annotation, biological process: translation. The coding region runs from base 27 to 389 and encodes 120 amino acids. The transcript has a single exon.
UUGCUCUUUACCGGGAAGCCACCAACAUGGGCCGCUUUCGCACCAAGACCGUCAAGAAGGCGGCCCGGGUCAUCAUCGAGAAGUACUACACUCGCCUGGGCAACGACUUCCACACCAACAAACGCGUGUGUGCCGGCUAUGUCACGCACCUGAUGAAGCGAAUCCAGAGGGGGCCCGUGCGCGGCAUCUCCAUCAAACUGCAGGAGGAGGAGCGGGAGCAGAGGGACAACUACGUGCCCGAGGUCUCGGCCCUGGACCAGGAGAUCAUUGAGGUGGAUCCUGACACUAAGGAGAUGCUGAAGCUCUUGGAUUUCGGCAGUCUGUCCAACUUGCAGGUCACCAAGCCCACAGUUGGGAUGAGUUUCAAAAUGCCACGUGGAGCUGUGUGAAUGUGGUUCCCUAUAAUAUUUGCAAAUAAACCUCAUCGAACUCUUAAAAAAAAAAAGAA